This is a messenger RNA of Leucoraja erinaceus (little skate), 1772 nucleotides long. RefSeq names its product galactoside alpha-(1,2)-fucosyltransferase 2-like. The record is from RefSeq and is a predicted model, not a curated record. The coding region runs from base 292 to 1413 and encodes 373 amino acids. Gene Ontology annotation, cellular component: membrane. Gene Ontology annotation, biological process: carbohydrate metabolic process. The transcript has a single exon. Gene Ontology annotation, molecular function: galactoside 2-alpha-L-fucosyltransferase activity. Lineage: Eukaryota; Metazoa; Chordata; Chondrichthyes; Rajiformes; Rajidae.
UCCAACUCAGUCAUCAUGGCUGAUCAUCCAACCGUGAUCUCCAUCUGUUGUGGACAGUUCAACAACUGAAUUCCUUGCUAGACCGGAAACGCAAGUUUUCUGAUGGACAGUUAUUGUGGUUUUUACUCUGGCACCAGCAAAGCCCACCUGCUGCUUCGGGAGUUGUGCAGUCAGAAUUGAGCAACAUUUUGCAAAACAUUUAUGUACUUUCUUUCUUCCCUUUUAGGACUUUGAUGGAAGUUUCAUUUGAACUGAGAGCCAAAGCAGAUCAAUAUCAGUAAGAUUGCAAAGAUGGCCAACUUCGCACUCACUUGCACAAAUUCAUUCAAUUCCAAGCCACGAUGCUUUCUAAAAUUGCUUCUCGUGUCAGUCUUUUCACUGUGCACUGUAUAUAUAUUUUGUCCCAGGGCCUUUUAUCGAGAAAACAACAUGUCAAUAAUAUUGGGAAGGAAUCUUUCCAAACAGUUGGAAAAUAUGGCCAUCGUGAAGACCACCAUUAAAGAUUCAAACUGUGUCCAGAAUGAAGACUAUGAGGUACUCAAAGCCAUCAGAUCUUCUAAAGGCAUGUGGACAAUCUCCCCAAUAGGGAGGUUUGGCAAUCAGAUGGGGCAAUAUGCAACAUUAUUUGCUUUAGCCAGAUUAAACAGAAAGCAAGCCUACAUUAUCCCAACAAUGGCCAAUUAUCUGUCUCAGAACUUCAAGAUCACACUCCCCACUCUCACACAAGAGAUUGCGGACAAGAUUCCUUGGAAAAACUACCAACUUUCUGACUGGAUGGAAGAAAAGCAUAAAAAAAUCUCAGGAGAUUAUAUAAAAUUCUCAGGAUACCCAGCUUCUUGGACUUUCUACCACCACAUCCGUGAAGAAAUCACGCGUGAAUUUUCUUUUCAUGAGUUAAUUGCAAAGGAAGCCAACUUGUAUUUAUGGAACAUAGCAGCACAACGCCAAAAUGUUACGUACAUUGGUGUUCAUGUUCGAAGAGGAGAUUACGUGCAUGUAAUGCCCCACGUGUGGAAAGGUGUGAUUGGAGAUAAGAGCUACUUGGAACAAGCCAUGUCCUACUUCAGGAAUAAACAUAAGAAUGCUUUAUUCAUAGUGGUAAGCAAUGGAAUCAAAUGGUGUCGGAAGAAUAUAGAUGCCUCUAAAGGGGAUGUCUAUUUCUCAGGAGAUGGGAAUGAAGCAAAGCCGCAGAGAGACUUUGCCAUUCUUGCUCACUGCAACCACACCAUAAUGACCGUUGGUACGUUUGGAUUCUGGGCUGCUUACCUUGCUGGUGGGGAGGUUAUCUACCUUUCAAACUUUACUUUGCCAAAUUCACCUUUCUUAAAGGUGUUUAAGUAUGAGGCAUUCUUUCUGCCGGAAUGGAUUGGAAUUGCUGCUGAUCUUUCACCUCUUCUGGUCAAAAUACCAUAACAAUUUAUGGCAUCUUGGAUGUACUCUAGAGUUUCAUCCAGAGAACAGUCAAGAUUAAAAAUAAAGCAAGAAUUUCAUGCCUCUCCUCCCCAGUUCUCCCAUUAUAGCAUUCUUGAGUCCACCAGUCAAUCCAUUAAGUUAUAUCAAAUAUAUAUCAAUUUGCACUAUGUAAUCUUUCUAUUUUUUAAAUUUACUGUUUACAUCUUCUCUGUUUAGCUCCUAAUUUCUCAUUCAGCUGCGAAGUAAUAAUAGAAACAUAGAAACAUAGAAAAUAGGUGCAGGAGUAGGCCAUUCGGCCCUUCGAGCCUGCACCGCCAUUCAAUAUGAUCAUGACUGAUCAUCCAAAUCAAUAUCCCGUA